AUGGACAGUAAAGCUGCCGUCGAAGUGCAAUCCACGCCUGAGUACCUCCGAGCUCUGGACCGAGUUGCAGCUCAAACCGAAGCGCGACCAGAUGUCUACAUCGACAUUCUCGACGGCGACAUGAAUAUCAGACACCACACCAUCGACCGAGCUGCUCUUGAGGCCCUUUCCCCACGUCUCGCAUACCCUGACUUCGACGGCCGUGAGCAUGGCGUCCUCAACCUUGCCGAAGAAUCAUAUGACACCUUCAAGCUUCUCAACCACUUCAUCGUCAAAGGGUCUCUGCCAACAGCAGCAGUCAACACCCUCGAUGAGCUCCGCCAUUACGAAGGUCUACUGAUCUCCGCCUGGUGCUUCGGUUAUAGGUACCAAGUACCAAAGUUCCAAAAUGCUGUGAUGCACGACUUGAUUGGCCUACUGCAGUCCCGCGUCGAUAUCAUAUUCCAUAUUCAGUACACUGUUCACCAGGUCCCUAUCGAUACGCCACUGGGCCGGCUCCUCUUGGAGAAGUUCGUGCUAGCUAGUCGCAAGUUCGGGCCUGAGGUCCAAGCGGAGCACUGGGACUAUUAUGAUAAGCUUCCGUCUUCGAGGGAGUUCGUCGCGGCUUUGGGUGCUGCGUUCGCGGAGUAUGAACGGGAUCCGAUGAAGUUGGACGGAGAGCUUGGUGAUGCAGUACGGGGGUCUUACAUGGUGGACUUGUGA
Messenger RNA from Fulvia fulva, 702 nucleotides. RefSeq lists its product as uncharacterized. NCBI's taxonomy places the organism in Eukaryota, Fungi, Ascomycota, Dothideomycetes, Mycosphaerellales, Mycosphaerellaceae. The transcript has 2 exons. The record is from RefSeq and is a predicted model, not a curated record. Bases 1 to 702 code for a protein of 233 amino acids.